AUGGAUCUUGGUGCUGCUGGUGCUUUAUGCUUAGGCUUUGGCUUCUUUAUGAGGAUUUUAAGCAGUAGUAAAACGACACUAAGGACUAGUGAUCUUCUACGUCGAGCUAUUCUGGUGAAUGACCUGAAAGGGUUGGAGGAAUGUUUUGAAAAUAAGGAGAUAAAAAAUCCUACUGUUUUGGUACGUGGAACAGUUGGAUCAAACUCAACCGUAGAGAACAGCUGUUUGGGAGUUUUCAUCGAGGAAACGAUUGCACUUGAUAUAGAGAAGAUGAAUGCCUUUGGUUCAGUAGAACCGGAAUCUAAAACCAUUACGGUGAGCCCUAGGGACAGUCUGGAUAAAGAGAAGAUGAAAGUCGUUGGUUUAGUAGUACCGGAACGUAAAACCAUUACGGUGAGACGUAAGGAAGUUCCUUGGUAUUUGGAUGAUGGUACUACUCGAGUGUAUGUAUGUGGUUACCAAGGCGCCCAAGGAUUUUAUGAUACAUUAAAAGAGUACUUCUCUACUGAACCAAUUACUGAUGUUGAUUGUCAGAAGUGUCUGCAAGUUCUUGAGAUUGGCACGUAUUUGACGGUUGUUGGUAGGGCUGUAAGAGACAAAGAUGGAGCUCGCAUGAUAGGACAGGCAUAUCAGUUCUUCAAUGGACAUAUACAACUUGACGAAUUUGUUACUGAUCUGAAAUCAGAUUUGGAGAGCGAUGGGACUAUAUCCUUAUGCGUAAUAGCUCUGGGUGUGGUUUUGCUCGCUCUGAAGAUAAUUUAA
Eruca vesicaria subsp. sativa (arugula) is the source of this 762-nucleotide messenger RNA. NCBI's taxonomy places the organism in Eukaryota, Viridiplantae, Streptophyta, Magnoliopsida, Brassicales, Brassicaceae. The record is from the annotation of a GenBank genome assembly.